AUGGUUUUAGCUAAUCUGGGGAAACGUAUUAACAAUGCUAUAAAUAGUGCUAUAUCAAAUACACAAGAUGAUUAUGCCACCUCUGUAGAUAUAAUGUUGAAAGGUAUUGCCACAGCCCUUCUAGAAAGUGAUGUUAAUAUAGCUUUAGUCUCAAGUCUAAGAAAUAAUAUUAGAAAUAAGUUAUUGGACACAUCUACCAAAAAUAAUAAUAGGUCAAUGACAAAUGCUCAAACAAAAAAAUUGGUUCAUAAGACUGUUUUUGAUGAAUUAUGCAACUUAGUGGAUGCUAAAGAGACGCACGUAUUUCAACCAAAGAAGAAGAAGACUAAUGUGAUCAUGUUUGUUGGGUUACAAGGUUCUGGUAAAACAACAUCAUGUACAAAACUGGCUGUAUACUAUUCUAAAAGGGGAUUUAAGGUGGGGUUAGUCUGUGCUGAUACUUUUCGUGCUGGUGCAUUUGAUCAAUUAAAGCAAAAUGCUAUUAAAGCAAGAAUCCCAUUUUUUGGUUCAUAUACUGAGACCGAUCCUGUUAAAGUCGCAGCUGAAGGUAUCUCUAAAUUUAAAAAGGAAAAAUUUGAAAUAAUUAUUGUGGAUACAUCUGGUAGACAUCGUCAAGAAGAGGAUUUAUUCCAAGAAAUGAUAGACAUCAGUCAUGUAGUGAAACCAAACCAAACUAUUAUGGUUCUUGAUGCAUCUAUCGGUCAAGCUGCUGAACAACAAUCAAAAGCGUUCAAAGAAUCUUCUGAUUUUGGUGCAAUUAUAUUGACUAAGAUGGAUGGGCACGCUAAAGGUGGUGGUGCAAUUUCUGCUGUGGCUGCAACAAAGACUCCCAUUAUCUUCAUUGGUACCGGUGAACAUAUCCAUGAUUUUGAGAAAUUCUCUCCACAAUCAUUUAUUUCCAAAUUAUUAGGUAUUGGUGACUUCCAAGGUUUGAUGGAACAGUUUCAAACUGUAUCAAAUAAAGAAGAUACUCAAGCUUUAAUGGAAAAUAUUUCACAAGGUAAAUUCACGUUACUAGAUUUUAAAAAACAGAUGCAAACCAUAAUGAAAAUGGGUCCCUUAUCAAAUAUUGCACAGAUGAUCCCUGGAAUGAAUAAUAUAAUGAACCAAAUCAAUGAAGAGGACGCUGCUAAAUCAAUGAAACGUAUGGUAUAUAUCCUAGAUUCUAUGAAUCAAAAAGAAUUAGAAUCUGACGGUAGAAUUUUCAUUGAAGAACCUAGUAGGAUGGUUAGAGUAGCUAAGGGGUCGGGUACAUCUGUAGUUGACGUUGAAACAGUUUUAAUGCAACAACAAAUGAUGGCAAGAAUGGCUCAAAAUGCUAAACAAUCUCAAACUGCUGCUGCCGCUGCUUCUAGUAGUGGAGCUGGUAUCCCAAGAAUCCCAGGUAUGCCAAAUAUAAGUCCACAAAUGAUGCAACAAGCUCAACAGAAGUUAAAACAAAAUCCAGGCUUAAUGAAAAAUAUGAUGAAUAUGUUUGGUGGUGCCGGUGGUGUUGGUGGUAUGCCAGACAUGAAUGAAAUGAUGAAAAUGAUGCAAGAUCCACAAAUGCAGCAAAUGGCAAGACAAUUUGGUAUGGGUAUGUGA
Molecule: messenger RNA, 1584 nt
Organism: Arxiozyma heterogenica
Lineage: Eukaryota; Fungi; Ascomycota; Saccharomycetes; Saccharomycetales; Saccharomycetaceae
Gene: SRP54
Product: RNA-binding signal recognition particle subunit SRP54
Exons: 1
Coding region: 1-1584 (527 amino acids)
Biological process (GO): SRP-dependent cotranslational protein targeting to membrane, translocation; SRP-dependent cotranslational protein targeting to membrane
Cellular component (GO): signal recognition particle, endoplasmic reticulum targeting; cytosol
Molecular function (GO): ATP hydrolysis activity; GTPase activity; 7S RNA binding
Source: RefSeq, a predicted model, not a curated record